CUAGCCGGAGUCUAUGCCACUCCGGCCGUGAACUUUUAUGCAUCUCGCCUGUAGUGCCUUCAGCAUACAACUUUCACGCCGCAGCGCGACCUUCGCUACGGUGGCCGCUUCCGCCGCCGCCGCUGUGCUCUACCGCAACCGCGCAAUCGCCUUCCACGCCCAAAAUGGAGAUGUUAUUUCAGCCCUGAGAGUAUUCAACUACAUUCCCUCACCCACCAUCGUUUCCUGGAACUCUCUCCUGGCCGCCUUCUCCAAGUCUCCUGGAAAACUCAAAGAUGCCCUCAACCUCUUCGAUAAAAUUCCGCAGCCAGAUGUCAUCUCUUUCAACACCCUUCUCUCCUGCCAUCUCAUCAAUUCCGACCUCCUCGGUGCGCGCCAACUUUUCUCCUCCAUGGUCGUCAAAGAUGUCACGUCCUGGAACAUCAUGGUCUCCGGCCUUGCACGCCAUGGCCUCAUCGAUGAAGCACGAGAACAUUUUCUCUUCAUGCCAGAAAAGAAUUCUGUUUCGUGGAACGCCAUUGUCUCCGCUUUUAUUCAAGCUGGAGAUCUGUAUUCAGCAGGGGAGUACUUUUCUCAGGCGCCGAAUAAGAAUGAUAUUGUCCUCCGGACGUCCAUGAUUGCUGGGUUCAUGUCUGUUGGAAAGAUUGAGCGUGCAUGGGAGUAUUUUUAUACCAUGCAUGCGAGGAAUUCGGUUACUUGGAAUGCGAUGAUUGCUGGGCUUGUUGACAACGGCCAGUACGAGGAAGGGCUAAAGCUAUUUAGAAGAAUGAUUGCUGCCCAAGAGGUGCACCCGAACCCGUCCACGCUGAGCAGCUCGCUGCUUGCUUGCAGCAAUUUGUCAGCUUUAGAGUCGGGGAGGCAGAUCCAUCAGUGGGUUUCAAAGCUUCCCAUAAGCAUGAUUCAAUGUGUUGGUACGUCGUUAUUGAGCAUGUAUUGCAAGUGCGGAGAUUUGGCUAGUGCUUGCAAGUUAUUCGAAGACAUGCCUGUUAAGGAUAUUAUUACAUGGAACGCGAUGAUCUCUGGAUAUGCUCAGCAUGGGCAUGGAGAAAGAGCGAUACAAUUGUUUGGGAGGAUGAAAGAUGGAGCUUUGAAGCCUAACAGGAUCACAUUUGUCACUUUGUUGUUAGCCUGCAUUCAUUCAGGGUUGGUUGAUAUUGGGAUGAGGUACUUUGAAUCAAUGGAAGAAGAUUAUGGUGUGAGGCCUUCUGCUGAUCACUACACUUGCAUGGUUAAUCUCCUUUGUCGAGCUGGCUUGCUCAAGAAAGCAGUGCACUUGAUCCAUUCGAUGCCAUUUGAGCCACACCCAGCUACAUUUGGCACUCUAUUGAAUUCUUCUAGGAUCCACAAGAACUCAUUAUUUGCAGAAUUUGCUGCAAGGAGGCUGGUUGAAUUGGAGCCUCAAAAUGCUGGGGCUUAUGUCCAGCUUGCCAAUGUUUAUGCUUCCAUGAAUAGAUGGGAUGAUGUUGCAAAGGUGAGGAAAAGGAUGAAGGAGAAUCAAGCUGUGAAGAUGCCCGGGUACAGUUGGAUUGAGGUUGGGGGAGCUGUUCAUGAGUUUAGAUCUGGGGAUAGACUUCAUCCCCAUUUGGAGAUGAUACAUGAGAAGUUAAAUGAGUUGUGGACACGAAUCAAGGAUGCUGGAUAUGUGCCUGAUCUUGAGUUUGCUUUACAUGACGUUGGUGAUGAGCAGAGGGAGAUGAUACUUAUGAAGCAUGGUGAGAAGCUUGCUAUUGCUUUUGCGCUCAUCAGCACUACACCAGGAACUCCUCUUAGAAUAUUCAAAAAUCUUAGAGUUUGUGGAGACUGUCACCAUGCCAUCAAGUACAUUUCCAUUAUUGAACAGAGGGAAAUUAUCUUGAGAGAUAAUACAAGGUUCCAUCACUUCACCAAUGGUAAAUGCACAUGUGGGGAUUACUGGUGAGGAAAGUUUAUUCAAUCUUUGCGUUUUUGGGGCAAGUAGAGAUAUCAAGAUUUUAUUUUUGUGCAUUCUUGUUUUAGAAAGUUGGUUGACUAUCCCAAAUUCUGAAGAAAAGGUGCCGUUAGCAGUUUACUCGUUGUGAAUUCAUGGCAUUUAUCUCUUUUUCCUACAUCCACAUUGUAUGGUUCAUGCAUCGAAUUACGGGAUUUUUCCUACCAUCAUAAGAAGCAAUUCACUUUGAAACAUCAACUGCAUAUUAAAACGAUAUGCCCGAAGAGCUAAAUGCAUGGUCGGCAAGGAUAAAUCAUUGGAACCACAUAAAAGGUAUCAUGGAAAUAAUCCGAUGUUUGACUUAUUGCCAUCAAGCGUAUUUUUUCAUUUCCUUAAAGCCAUUAUGUUCAUUCUGUAGCAAUCCACCAAAGCCAGCAGAUACACCGAAAACAUAGCUUUUAAUAUGGUAAUUGCUUGCUCAUAUUUUUUUAAAAAUCCAAAUAACUCUGUAUUUCUUAAAAUCCAAAUAGCGCUUUUUCCAACGAUGUGAAUGCUACUACUCUCUUGGUUUGAGGCAUCCUGAGCUACCAAAACUUCUCAUGCUUCAUGAUAUCUUGCAAUUGAUGUCAUUCUGAUUGUAUCAACAAGAUGUGUUCA
Phalaenopsis equestris is the source of this 2563-nucleotide messenger RNA. RefSeq names its product pentatricopeptide repeat-containing protein At4g16835, mitochondrial-like. Gene Ontology annotation, molecular function: protein binding; zinc ion binding; RNA binding. The record is from RefSeq and is a predicted model, not a curated record. Bases 38 to 1918 code for a protein of 626 amino acids. NCBI's taxonomy places the organism in Eukaryota, Viridiplantae, Streptophyta, Magnoliopsida, Asparagales, Orchidaceae. Gene Ontology annotation, biological process: RNA modification. The transcript has 2 exons.